AUGACAGCCGACACGCUCUCUGCCUCGACACUUCCCAUCAUUGACAUAGGUCCCUAUCUUCCUGGCUCUUCCGCGUCCUACGCCGAGCGCGCCGAAACAGCCGCUGCGCUCCACGCCGCCUGUCGCGACUUUGGCUUCUUCUACCUCCGCGUCUUCCCGUUCAUCGGCGACGCCGAGCGUGCCCAGUUGCUCGACUACGGCCGCGAGUUCUUCGCUUUACCCCAGGCUGAGAAGGAUGCAAUCCACACGCAGGCGAACACGGGCUUCGGCGUGCGCGGAUACCAGCGCAUGCGCCAGAACGUUACAGCUGGCAAGGCUGACCAUCACGAGGGCCUCGAUUUCUUUGCCCCGUCUCCAUUUCCCCCCGGUACCAUCAGCCCGCUCGCGGGCGAGAACCAGUGGCCUGCCAACCCGGAGGGGAUGAGCGCCGCGCUCAAGGCGUGGAUUGAAAAGAUGCACGUCCUGGGACAAUCAACGAUGCGAGGAAUGGCAGACGGACUCGGCCUUACGACCGCCGAGUGGGAUGAGCUGUGGGCGCUAUGCCAAGACUCGUUCUGGAGCAUGCGCGUAAUUGGAUAUCCUCCUCUACCGCCAGGCGCGGAUGGCAAAUCGUGCGGCGAGCACAAAGACUACGGAUGUCUCACUUUCCUGCACGCCGAUGCGUGUCCCGGUUCGCUACAGGUACUCUCGCGGGCGGGAGGGUGGAUCAACGCCGACAUGAUUCCUGGGUGUAUGGUCGUGAAUGUCGGGGCGAUGUGGGAGCGGUGGACUGGCGGCUUGUGGCCGGCCACACUGCACCGCGUCAUCCACAACGGCCAGACGUUCCGCGUCUCACACCCGUUCUUCUUUGAGCCUGCGUUCCAUGCGCCCUGCAAGCUCUUGCCUGCAGCGGUGCGGCGCGCACGGGAGGAAGGGCGCGAGAGCGAGAUCCGCGACCAAGGUGUUAUCGAGUACGGGGAAUACUUGCUGGGCAAGGUCACGACCAACUUCAAGUACGACGAAGGGUAG
This is a messenger RNA of Cutaneotrichosporon cavernicola, 1008 nucleotides long. RefSeq lists its product as uncharacterized. The transcript has 3 exons. Gene Ontology annotation, molecular function: 2-oxoglutarate-dependent dioxygenase activity. NCBI's taxonomy places the organism in Eukaryota, Fungi, Basidiomycota, Tremellomycetes, Trichosporonales, Trichosporonaceae. The record is from RefSeq and is a predicted model, not a curated record. The coding region runs from base 1 to 1008 and encodes 335 amino acids.